Bicyclus anynana (squinting bush brown) is the source of this 5327-nucleotide messenger RNA. Its product is annotated as transcription factor hamlet. The record is from RefSeq and is a predicted model, not a curated record. The transcript is spliced from 3 exons. Bases 419 to 1201 code for a protein of 260 amino acids. NCBI's taxonomy places the organism in Eukaryota, Metazoa, Arthropoda, Insecta, Lepidoptera, Nymphalidae. Gene Ontology annotation, cellular component: nucleus. Gene Ontology annotation, molecular function: DNA-binding transcription activator activity, RNA polymerase II-specific; RNA polymerase II cis-regulatory region sequence-specific DNA binding. Gene Ontology annotation, biological process: regulation of transcription by RNA polymerase II.
UUGUUAUUAUUGAGAUCGGCUUGCAAGUUCUGUUGUUGUCGCGCGGCCCGCCGCUCGCGCUGAUAACACGAUGCCUCGCCGGCCUGCGCACGCGCAUCAGCUUUAAGCUCUCCCGCUCUGGAAUGGAUAUUCGAUGUGUGCUAAGUGCCUUGACGAUAUUUUAUUGUGAUUUUUUUUUGUACGUGUGAGUGGUUAAUCGAAUUAACAUUGACGGAUUGUUGACUAUUUUUUUAUUGGACUUUUCGUGAUUUGAAAGUAAAAGUGCUGUAUAUUUCAAAAUUGAAAAACUUAGCCAAGGGAUAUAUUUCACGUGUUUUCGGACAAGAGUUGGAAAACCGCCGCCAAACUGUCUACCGCAAAUGAGAUUAUACCCAGUCACCACGUCCAAGCGCUAAUAGGUCGGUGGCGCACGAGCCCGAUGAGCGCGUGCGCGGCGGCCGCCAUGCGCGAAAAGCACGCGGCGCCGCGCCGCCUCGCCUCCCCGCCCUCCUCGCCCCUAGAGCGACACCCCAGCCCCCUCGGCUCCCCGCGCGCCGACGAGCCCCUCGACCUGCGAGUCACGCACAAGCGCCCGCAGCGGCUGGAAGAUGAGAACUGCAACCUCAUCAUCCCCUCGCCGCCUCCGCACCCGACGCACCCGACGCAUCCAGCCCACCCGGCGCACCCCGCCCUGCUGCAGUUCUGUCGGCGCCUGCCCCUCGCCCUGCCGGCGUCGUUCGGCCGCUACCCGUUCCUACCGGCGGCGGCCGCUACCCUGCUCGCGCCCGGCGCCCCGCGUGCGCCGCCCGUCCCGCAGAACCCCGGAGUAAACAGGGCCCGCGACCGGUACACCUGCUCCUAUUGUGGGAAAGCGUUUCCGCGUAGUGCGAACUUGACGAGACAUUUACGGACACACACGGGCGAACAGCCCUAUCGCUGCAAGUACUGUGAACGAUCCUUCUCGAUAUCGUCCAACCUGCAACGGCACGUGAGGAACAUUCACAACAAAGAGCGGCCGUUUCGGUGUCGUCACUGCGACCGGUGCUUCGGCCAGCAAACAAAUUUGGAUAGGCAUCUGAAGAAGCACGAAGCGGAAAACGGGGACGACAACCGUCGGAGAUCUCCGGAAGAGACGUACUUUGAGGAGAUCAGGUCGUUCAUGGGCCGCGUGGCGCCAGCGCGUCGCGCCGGCACGGCGGCCAGUGUCGCGGACCACACCUGAUAGCAAACUUUAACAAGCCCCCAAAACAAUAAUCUGGUCGAUACAUCCAAAUGACUCUUAUGUGUAAUUACAACCGUACGUCUGACUUUGUGGAUUGACGCUUUACAGAUUUGUAAGCCGCGCCAUUUCUACUACUAUCACACCAAAUGAGCAAUAUGUGAAAUUUCAUUCUGACUGCACAAUUCUGUAAGUAAAGUUGCAUGUACAUGCACAGAAAAACAAUCAAUUGUUAACGCUUUUAAUUAUUUUCAUAAAAAAUGGCGCUGAAAAGUGAAAAUGACAAUGUGUCGGCUUUAAGGUUAUAAAGAAGUGAUAUGUAUACUUUAUGUAAAUAUAAAGCUAUCGUUCAAAGUAGUUAAGUUAGAACGCUUACCGAAUUUUUACUACCGAUAAAGAUAUACGAACUAGAAUUUAUUUUAUAUUCAUUGUGCAUAAAGACGUAAAAUAUAUAAGAUUCUGAGAUUAAGUGUUCAGAGAGUGUUCGCUACUUUAGAUUUAGGUAACUAUAAAAUAUAAAUGUAUGAAUGUAAGUAGUUUUGUAUUAUUUUUUUGUAAAUUUUGCUUCAUUUGAUGUUAUGUUAGUAUUUUAGUCUGAGAGGAAACGCCGGUUACCAAUAAACAUAUAACUUGUUGCUUAUUGAUGAUAUGAAUAAUUUUAUAAAAUGUUAGAAAACUUGUUUAAAAAUUGAUCUGAUCGAUAUUCUGUGUGUUGCGUAAACUAUUUACUUUAUCUAUUUACACCGGCUGUAUAAAUAUGUAAAGAGGUAGAGCAAUUUACACUUGAAUACGACGUUUGACGUCCAAGUGUAAAAGGGUCUCAAUUUCCUCUACUUUGUCGGUUGUAAAGACAGUGGCACUCAUUAAUGAAUUCUUACAGUGAAGUUAUGUAACUUUGUUUUUCAACAUAACAAAAACAGUCAACGAAAAAUGGGAUUUUGAGGUUUUGUAUUCUUCUAGUACCUAAAUGUGUUCAGCGGUACCAAAUGAUUUAAAAUAUUAUGUCUUCCGUUAUAAAGCAUCCUAUAAUAAAGUUAAUUAAAUCAAUUGUUCGUUGAAAGUCAAAAUUAUGUUGAAAACCAUUGCUAUCCAAUUUGACAGUAGAUUUUUGAGCAAAGCCAUAAAGUAGAUGAUAUUUUUAUUCAUGUGACGAUAUGCGAGUCACAAUGAUUGUUAUGUUUAAAAUAUUACGCAAAUUAGAAAGUAUCUUUUUAUAUUUUUCAGAGAUUUUAAAUAGAAAAUUUUAUAUUAAAUAUUUUGUUUAUCUAUUGACAAACUCAAGGUUUGUUUCUAAAUCGUUUUACUAAAUUAAGAUAAUAAAACAACUGUGAUUUUAUUUAUUACUUGGCCACUAUUGGAUCCGUGUAUAAUAUGAUUGUUGUAUCAGUUUUAUUGACGAAGUCUCUCAAAGAACUAAUGUAAACGUUCCUUUAAGUAUAGAUAGAUCUCUAUUAUUGUUACGAGUAUAAAGUAUUCUAUGAUAUCCUUUUUCACAUCUUGCUUUGUUUUAUAUUUAUAUACAUUAUCAACAUAUAAAAAAUUUUACUGAAGACUUGAGCUAAAAUAUUCGAAAUUAUGAAGAAAUUAUACAAUAUCUUUAUGUAGUGAUUCUCAUUGAUAUGAAAGUGGUUUAGUAGCAUCAAACAUCAUCGUGUCAUAGAUAAAAGUAUAGAUUAAAAUCCAAUAACUAAUAAUCCUGAAUAAAUGUCUUGCCAUGUAAUAAUGAGAAAAUUUUUCUUUAUUACUUAUGCCUAUUAAAUAUAAUGUAAAUAUUUUACUAUUAAAUGUAAAACUACGUUUGUUUUACAUUUAAUAGUAAAACGGAGUUUAUGUCAUCGAUUUUAUAUAAAACGUAUAUUAUUAUAAAACGUGAAAGCGUACGUCCUCAGUGUAGGCGUAUUACAAAUAUCCGCGACGUACAAAACUUCUAAAAUAUGAAAAAAACGCCAUUGCGCUCGCCCGCAGUCAGUGUGCCUAGUGGGAGUUUUCAAUAUUUACAUACUGUUACUAUCGCGUUAACGUAAACGAGAAUUUAUACGGAAUAGAAACAGUUGUGCAGUUAGUACCACUAGAUGGCGCUUUUGGAAAUUCGCGUUUACGUAAACACGAUUGUCACAGUAUCAAACUGCUACUAGGCCAUCAGGGCAAAUUUUCGAGUAUUUUUUUCCAUCAUUCAGUUUAUACUCGUAAACUUGCUAGGUAGAGAAACAGGUAGAUUUGGUUUCACACAUUGGAUAUUAAAAAAAUAUCCAUUGCUCAUUAAAACCCUUUCUUUGGUGAGGUUUAAAAUUAGCGCCUUGGUAAUAUAUUAGAAUAAAAUAAACAAUUUAAUAUAUAUUUUAUUUUAUUAAAAAUAUUGUUUUCUUAGUUUACAUAUCUGGUGAGACCGGUUUUUUUAAAACACUUUAGAAGAAUUACUAUUUAGAGUACACGACACUCCAUGUACGUAUAUAUUUUCUAAGAUAUUUAUAGAUUUUGCAUAGGUUAACAAUUAUAAUUUAUGUAUAAUUUGGAAAACAGUAUUGUAUUGCAAUAUAAAGGCAGGUCAGACUACUUAUUAUGCUAUUUUUUUGUAUUCGAGUAAAACCAAAAACAAUUUUGAAGUCAGUAGAGCCUAAAGGUGAGGCAUAUGUGCAGACUCAAACGACAAAUAGAGCAUGCACUUCUUCGUAUUAGAUGCAUGCAUGCGUAUAUGGUUACCAGUAUGUGUGACCGCGGGUGACGCGAAAAUACGCUCGUGCGUUCCACGAAUCGCUCCACCGAACGCUUGUCACUUGGACCAAGCAUAAUAAGGCUAUACAAAGUCUACGAGUAUAUCAAGCUGACAGCUAUCCUUUAAAUUUAAAAUUGUUAAUACCAUCACCAGUGCCUGUCAAUCUGGUGUUUGGAGAUUUGUAAUACCAAAUUAACACCAAUAUCAUUGUACGAAUGAUAAAAAUUAGUUUGAACGACAUGUGUGCUAUAAAAUAUAAGCUAAUUAUAGAGUAGUCUGGUCUGCAUUUAAGUGCUCGAUGUUAAGGCCUGCGUAUGCUGAGUAACAAGCCACGCUGAACACGCGACGAGCUUAUGCUAUGAUCAUAGAGAUGCUAAUAACAAUGCAAUAUAAAUGGCGUGUGUCCAAACUAUAGAGACAAGUGUCGCCAACGGGUACUUGGCUCUAGAUUGAUACUUUUCUAAAAUGUGGGUACACUAUGCAGUGUAAGAAAAACAUUUAUUUUUAUAAAGUAGCACACUGCAGUUAUUAUCAAAUAUAAAACGCAAUGUAGUUAAUACUUAUAAUACCUACUGUCAGUUGCAAGGACUACGCGUCUCUUGAAUUUUAGAGAUGCAGUUAUCUUGCUUGCAUACUAUUUCUAUUGCCUUAAUAAGGAUUUUUAUAGUUACGAUAUAAAAAAUCCCAAUGGUCAAUAUGUAAUUACGCAUCUGACCAGAAGUAAUUACAGCAACAGGAUUUUUUUGACUUACAUCUUAAAUUGAUUUUGUCAUGUGAUGUGCGAAACUGCGCCAUUAAGUUUCUAUAUAGUACGUGUUGAGAAGCAGUUCCAAACUAAUAUUUUCAUGUCACAAUACAAACUUGAAGAAUGCAUAUUUGAUCUAGCACUAAAAAUAAGUUAAUUCUGCAUAUACUAUUGAAAUAUGCAGCGCCGGAUUGCUUUUAGAAUAUUCUUUUCUUUCUUAACAUAAGCUAGCGAGAGUCUAUAAAGUGCGGGGAUAUCGCCGCAGUUGAACGAAACACAAUAGUGAUAAGUGGUGUCUUCUCUAGUACUUAUAGUAACUCAAUGGCCGAAGCAAAGUUUCUCAGUGUACGCUUAACUUGGCAAGAGUUUUUUUUUCUAUUACAUAGGUAUACACUUAAUACAAUUCUGUACUUAAUUCAUAAUUUUAUUUGGCGUUUACAUUUUCAGAGUCGUUGUUACCUUUUAAUAUAAAACAUUUUGCCAUGUCUUUACUGUUUAGUAUACUCGUACCAAAUCUAUUAAACAAGUAAGAGACGCUAUUUAACUUAUCACUAGAUUGUGUAAGAAAUAGAGAUUAUUACCUGUCGUUUUUUUUGUACUUUUGAUACCUAUUAGUCGUUUGAAGGUCACCGAUUACCUUGUCAAAAUGAAAUAAAUAACAUUAAAUCGAA